CGGACGGACAUACCCUUGCAUCACAACGCGGCAACAUUCGACUGUAGGUUGCCCUUCUGCCUCUACUGAUUGCUUGGUAACUUCCCUAAGCAGGAGCCAGAAGGUAUUCCGACAUUACUCGGGAGCAAUACUAACCUUACGACAUAGCAGGUCUCCAUUAAUCUCCGCCUUCCGGACGCGUCUCCCGGGGCAACGCCAUAUCGGGACCUUCUCCAUCACUGCUUCUUUUUACGUCUCAAUCAACCAUCUCUGCGGAUAUGACCUUAGUUCCACCAGUUCACGCGCUUCUUCCAAGCUUCCCAACUUUCGCUCUGGCCAAGACUUUACCUGUCAGUCGAUGACCGAGAAGAUGUGCAAGGUCAUCCAGUUCCAGUUUACUUGCCAUCAUUCCCUCAAGUUCCGCAAGUCGCGCUGUGGAGGCACCUAUCACAAACCAACCCGGUCAAGCAUCAAAGCGGCUUGUUGCGCUGAGGCAUAUAUUAUCCUUAAGGUGCCGCACAGCUGCGGAAAAUGUCAGCAAGAUGCAUGGACCUCGUCAUGGAAACGCAAGCUAGACAGAGCCACUAGUUUCCGGAACAGACUGAUGGAGAAAGGGUCGCCAGGAGCCGCAGAAAUAUCAAGCUUGGUGAGCGAGCUGGAGAACGAGUACGCGAAUGCUGCUUGGGAUGUCAGGCAGCACUUCCCGCCAGCCAACCAUAGGACGACGAUUGAGAGGGUGAAGUUCAAGGAGAAGGUAGAAGGCGAGGUGCCAAAACCGCCAAAGUCCCCAUUGAAACUAGAGAUUUACCCCGAGGACGUGGUGGUGAAAGAAACAAAGAGGAUGAAGACAGAAACAGAGGAUGCCGAUGAUGAUUAUGUCCGGAGUACCGACCCCAUGCACCCAAUUACGACGGAUUACUCCCAUCCGUUGGACAACCUCGACGAUAGCUGGGUCCUCGAAUAUCUCUCUUCUGAGGAUCUGGAGGCUUCUGCUGCCAUUGCUGACGGAUUUGACUUUGCGUCCGAUGGAUGGGACUGGGGCGGCAGUGCGAACGUGAACGGCACUGCGGACACUGAUGAUUGGAGCAGUCACGAACCGUCACAUGCAAACGGGUCGUCGGAGCUGACAGUUUGGGGACCGGAUGCAGAAGCUACCCCAUCAUCAGCAGUAAUCGGAAUGAACGGGCUCCAAACGAAAGAAGACGUGCGGAAAGCACAAAUCGAGGAAGCCAUCAAAGCUUUCUGGGAAGUCGUAAACACAGACACAAAGGACCAACAACCUCAACACCCAUCCACGCCAAUCAAGCAACCCCCGAAGUCUCUGCUCGAGAGCCCGAGCGUACCACAAGAGUCUUCCAACUGUAUGCCUGAUUGUGACACAGAUGCCUUCAAGAGCGAUUCUGAUGGAUGUCCAGAAUACCUAUGGACGGACGGCCCCUCCGACGAGCCCUUCCAACAUACCGCUUCCCCGCUCGCCCUCACCCUACCUCCGUCGCCGAAUUCAACCCGUUCCAAGUUCGACAAGAUGCGCCGACAGAUCCAUAUCUACAAGGACACCAACAAGGAGAGAUUCUACAGCAAAUGGCUACAGAUCUCGCGCAUGGAAAUACGACAGUUCGAAGGACCCGAAUCGCAAGUGCUGGAUCCGGCUCGCCUUCGGAAUGCCAAAGCGACGAGCCAACAAUGAGAAGAGGACGUUCGGAUCUGAGUGAGGUGCAAAGGCUGUGCUUGCUUACGGAUACACUGUGGGGGUUUCCAGUUUCUAUUUGGUUCGAGAUAUAACCCGAUCCAGGCACUCCUGUUUAGAAUCCUGAGUUACUGCCCGAAUCUUUGAGAAUGUAGCAAGAAUGAAUCGAGACCAUGGCAUCCAUUGCACUGGCAUCAUAUAGCCGCAGCGCACAUUCGAGCAUAUUUCACGCUCAGGCUAUGGAAACUACUCCUG
This is a messenger RNA of Trematosphaeria pertusa, 1921 nucleotides long. RefSeq lists its product as uncharacterized. The transcript has a single exon. Lineage: Eukaryota; Fungi; Ascomycota; Dothideomycetes; Pleosporales; Trematosphaeriaceae. Bases 338 to 1666 code for a protein of 442 amino acids. The record is from RefSeq and is a predicted model, not a curated record.